CUCUGUCUGCACAUUUCCUCGUUUCCUCUCCCUCAGAUCUACAGAUCGAAGAUGGGUGUCACCAACAUGGGGGAGUGCGAGAGCAGACGGGCCCCGCUCACUGCAGAAAACACAUUGUGUUCAGAUCGCCGCUAAAAAUAGUUUCACUUGUAGGAAAGUGAAACUCACGGAGCCGUUGCCACAAGAGGUGAAAUGGCGGCGAAAGCUGUCCAGCUGGAGCGGGAAACCUUCUCCUGUUCGAUCUGUUUGGAUCUACUGACGGAUCCAGUGGCUAUUCCUUGCGGACACAGCUACUGCAUGAACUGUAUUAAAGGCUUCUGGGAUGAAAAGGAAGAGAAGAAAACCAACAGCUGCCCUCAGUGCAGGCAGAGCUUCACACCGAGGCCUGCCCUGGUGAAAAACACCAUGUUGGCGGCUUUAGUGGAGGAGCUGAGGAAGACUGAACCCCAGGCUGCUCCUGCUGAUCUCUGCUAUGCUGGACCUGAGGACGUGGCCUGUGAUGUCUGCACUGGGAGACAGCUGAAAGCCCUCAAAUCCUGUCUGGUCUGCCUGGUGUCUUACUGCGAGAAACACCUCCAACAGCACUAUGACGUGGUUCAAUUAAAGAAACACAAGCUGGUGGACCCCUCCGAGAAGCUCCAGGAGAACAUCUGCUCUCGUCACGACGAGGUGAUGAAGAUAUUCUGCCGCACUGAUCAGCGGUGUAUCUGUUAUCUCUGCUCCAUGGAUGAACACAAAGGCCACGACACAGUUUCAGCUGCAGCAGAGAGGGCGGAGAAGCAGAGAGAGCUCGAGGUGAGCCGACAAAACAUCCAGCAGAGAAUCCAGGGCAGAGAGGAGGAUGUGAAGGUGCUUCAGCAGGAGGUGGAGGCCAUCAGCCGCUCUGCUGAUAAAGCAGUGGACGACAGUGAGAAGAUGUUCUCCGAGCUGAUCCGUCUCAUACAGAAGAGAAGCUCGGAUGUGACGCAGCUGGUGAGAUUGCAGCAGAAGACUAAAGUGAGUGACGUCAGAGAGCUUCAGGAGAAGCUGGAGCAGGAGAUCACUGAGCUGAAGAGGAGAGACGCUGAGCUGGAGAAGCUCUCACACACAGAGGAUCACAACCACUUUCUACACAACUACCCCUCACUGUCACAACUCAGCCAGGCUACACACUCAUCCCGCAUCAAAAUCCUUCCUCUGAGGUACUUUGAGGAUGUGACAGCGGCCGUGUCAGAGGUCAGGGAUAAACUGCAGAACAUUUUGAGGGAAGAAUGGCCGAAAAUCUUAGAGAAAGUAGCUAAGGUGUUAGUUUUGGUGUCACAACCACAGCCCAAGACCAGAGCUGACUUCUUAAAAUAUUCACGUGAAAUCACACUGGAGCCAAACACAGCACACAGGAAGCUGUUAUUAUCUGAUGGGAACAGAAAAGCAAGUAGCACGCCUCUAAAUCAGCCUUAUCCCAGUCACCCAGACAGGUUCACUGGAUGGCAUCAGGUCCUGAGUAAAGAGAGUCUGACUGGGCGUUGUUACUGGGAGGUGGAGUGCGGAUGGGGAAGAGUUGGUAUAGCUGUUGCAUACAACAGUAUCACCAGAGCAGGGAGGUUGGAUGAAUGUGAAUUUGGAGGAAAUGACAAAUCUUGGGCGUUAUACUGUCACCAAAACUGUUUUAAGUCUUGGUACAACAAUGUUAGAACUCUAGUCUCAGGUCCUCGGUCCUCCAGAGUCGGAGUGUACCUGGAUCACAGUGCAGGUAUUCUGUCGUUCUACAGGAUCACUGAGACCAUGACUCUCCUCCACAGAGUCCACACCAUGUUCACUCAGCCUCUCCAUGCUGGACUUUGGAUUCGGGAGUCUUUUGGAGGCAAUGCUGAGAUCCGCAAACUCAAGUAGACAGGUGUCAUUUAAGGGAGAGCGGAUUGGAUCUGAUGUUUAAUUCUUAAAAUGACUUUGUCUUCAUGUUUUUUGCUGAAAUCAGAUUUAUUUAUUUUUUGCUGCACAGAGAUGAACUCUCAAUCGAACAUUACCGACGUCUUCUCAUUCGUUGUUCUGUAAAUGCUUGAGUUGCUUUAGAUGGCGCUUCUUCCUCCUUCCAUGAUGAGUAAUGUUUACCAAAACCUUACUGCAUGGAAACGUAAAACCUCUCCGCGCUCUGAAUGUUUGUUGGCUAUUUGCAUCAAUAUUUUGAGACAUUAUUGUUUCUCUCCCACUGCAGGAGUCUGAAGAGUGAAAGCAGAUCACACGUUUGCAAAACAAUCUAUAACCACUUUUAUAUUCAAUUAAAAUAAAAAUGUUGAUUGCUGAUGCACAAAUUAGGCACGAUGCUGUAUUUUGAAACUGUAAUAUUAUUUUCUUUUAAACAGCUGAGAUUCUGGUCAUACAAAGCGAUUGUGAUGAGAUGUCUGAAUGAGCUGAAUGAUUAUAUAAUACAUUUAAAGAGCAGACAAAGUAUUUUUCUUCUUGCCGUCCUUCCAGGGUGUCAUACCGAGCUGAUAGUGACACCGUGAAACUGAAAUGUGAUUGUGACUGAGGCAGUUUCCCUCCUGAAACACCACAAACUGACACAUAAAAAACAAAAAAACAAAAAAAACAACCUGCGCUGACCUCGUGUUAACAUUUCAGGAGCAGUGCUGCGCUCUUGAAGGAAAACCAGCGACUGAAGAAAUGCCAGUCGCCCAUCCUACAUAUGCAUGACAGCGUGUUUGUCACAAUGAAUGAGCGCAUUCUUUAAUCCCUGCCGGGGCGAGCCGACAGAACCUGUUCCACGCUAAUUGCGUCCUUUAAUCAACUGUUUGGCUCCCCAGCCGAGAGCCAGAUGGCACACAAUGAAGUCUUGGCUUAAACAGCUCCAAACAUAAACAAUAACAACCAUGUGCCGAACAAAGUCUGACUUCCCAUCAGCACAAGUUCUGUGUUCCUGCUGGGACUCUCCAGGCACUUUGUUUUCUUUCAAGGACACGUUUGCUCGACUCUCUGCUGAUGUGCUGUGUUGUGUUUAAUUAUAUAAAA
Messenger RNA from Acanthopagrus latus (yellowfin seabream), 2985 nucleotides. Its product is annotated as E3 ubiquitin/ISG15 ligase TRIM25-like. Lineage: Eukaryota; Metazoa; Chordata; Actinopteri; Spariformes; Sparidae. The record is from RefSeq and is a predicted model, not a curated record. The transcript has a single exon. The coding region runs from base 193 to 1869 and encodes 558 amino acids. Gene Ontology annotation, molecular function: protein binding; zinc ion binding.